AUGGCUCUCUUUGCUCGUUACCUCUUGCUUUUAUUGGUUGCCAUCUUCUUGUGCACUUCAGUGCUUGCCUUUAAAAGUACGCCACCUCUAAUCGGGAUCAAUGUUUUAUCACCAAAGACGGGUGCAGUUUUCAAGAGAAAUGAACCAAUAACUAUUAAAAUCGAAACCGAAGAACCAAAAACUCCCCAAAUUGAACAGCUUUACGGUGAACUUGUCUUAAGUUAUGAUUUAAAGCCCCGCCCCUCUCAACAAAUCGUAGUUGGAGUCUUGCACAAGCAAAUCACCAGUAGUGAUACAUUCACGUAUGAAUUUAUGACGGACAAACUGAGCUUUGGCUUGGAUACCGGAAAUUACACCAUCCGUAAGUAG
Molecule: messenger RNA, 369 nt
Organism: Diversispora eburnea
Lineage: Eukaryota; Fungi; Glomeromycota; Glomeromycetes; Diversisporales; Diversisporaceae
Source: the annotation of a GenBank genome assembly